UGUCGUCUAUGGCAUCAGGUGAAAUUAAUGUUCGUAAAACCGCAAAACAUUUUUGUAUGCGGUGUUGAACUGGAGGUGCUCCUAGUUUUUAGUUAUCCACUUAUUCUCAUGGAACUUCCAAAGGCUGUGUACCUCCUCAUUGGUGCAGAAUUUUGUGAAAGAUUUUCCUUUUGUGGCAUAAGAACAAUAUUGUCGCUGUAUCUGAGGAAUAACUUACUAUUUGAUGAAAAUACUUCCACAGUUAUAUAUCAUGUAUUCAUAAUGCUAUGCUACGUAGUUCCAUUGGUUGGAGCCAUUUUAGCAGACAGUUUCUUGGGAAGAUACAAAACAAUCUUGUAUUUUUCUCUCAUAUACACUGCUGGAAACAUCUUACUGUGUCUUGCUGCCAUUCCUCCAGUUUCUCUUCCUCCAGUAUCAUGUUCAUUGAUUGGACUGUUACUUGUAGCUGUUGGAUCAGGUGGAAUAAAGCCUUGUGUUGCAGCGUUUGGAGGAGACCAGUUCCACUUGCCAGAGGAAGAAGAACUGCUUGACAAAUUUUUUUCCUAUUUCUACUUCAGCAUUAAUUUUGGUGGAUUCAUUGGAAUGAUAUUUACACCCAUUUUACGCAAAUCAUUUAUGUGCUUUGGAGAUGAUCAGUGCUAUGCAGUUGGAUUUGGGUUCCCAGCUCUACUUGUCAUAUUGUCAUUGUAUCUGUAUGUUUUUGGUAAGGAUCUAUUCAGAAUCAGAUGUCCAAAGGAAAACAUUAUACUGAAGUUUAUAUGCUGUACGUAUUAUGCUGUUAAAAGAAGACUGGAAUCUAAAGUCCUUUACACUGAUCACUGGCUGGAUGCAGCUAUUGAAAAAUACAGUGAGAAGUUAAUAGAUGAUAUGAAAAUUGUGUUCGGAAUUUUUUUUCUAUUUAUUCCAGUUCCAUUAUUUUGGAGCUUAUUUGAUCAACAGGGUUCACGGUGGACAUUUCAAGCUUCACGUAUGCGUGGGGAUUUUCUGGGAAUGCAGCUGAUACCAGAUCAGAUGCAGGUCUUAAAUCCUGCAAUUGUUCUGGUACUAAUUCCCUUGUUUGACAGAUCAAUUUAUCCUGUAAUUGGAUAUAACAACACAGUGUCAUCACUUUUGACAAAAAUGUUUGCUGGUGGCAUCAUUGCAAGUUUUGCUUUCAUCACUUCUGGAGCGAUAGAGAUUAAACUAGAGGAAUCGUACCCAGUCCUUCCUGUAAAAGACAGUACUCAUUUGAACUUCAUCAAUACAGUGCCAUGUAGAAUUGAAAUUGUUAAUCCUUUCAAUGGCUUACAAAUAGUUAAUGGUUCUUCAAACUUCGUAUUUAAGAAUGUGAACAUAAAAAAUAUAACUGCUUAUGACUUCAUGGUUUUUGCUCCAUCUGAAUGUAGUCACUUGUUGAUUACUCAACAACAGCUAUACAUUAAUGUGUUAACCUCUGAACAACAGGUAGAGGAGAUAAUUAUAUGUGCAGUAAAUUCUCAGCUAAUGGCCUACGUUACACAGUUUGAAGAUCUGAACAAAACUCUGAGUGGAAAAUCGAAAAUUAGGUACAGUUCAGAAUAUAUGGAUCUUCAGUAUCGUAUGAUAAAAGUAGCACAAGAUGACUUACAAAAAGAGUAG
Schistocerca piceifrons (Central American locust) is the source of this 1617-nucleotide messenger RNA. Its product is annotated as peptide transporter family 1-like. Gene Ontology annotation, cellular component: membrane. Lineage: Eukaryota; Metazoa; Arthropoda; Insecta; Orthoptera; Acrididae. The record is from RefSeq and is a predicted model, not a curated record. The transcript is spliced from 11 exons. Bases 28 to 1617 code for a protein of 529 amino acids. Gene Ontology annotation, biological process: transmembrane transport; oligopeptide transport. Gene Ontology annotation, molecular function: dipeptide transmembrane transporter activity.